GAGAGAGAGAGAGAGAGAGAGAGAGAGAGAGAGAGAGAGAGGUGGUUUUUGGGCCACAUGGCUUGGUUGUCAGUGAGAGUGUGUACUGCAACAGACAGACACACAGAGAGCCAAAGUGUGGUCGUGGACCUAAGGACUUCAAACAUGCCCAUCGGAAGACAAACCAGGUGACUGGACCGGAUUAUAUUGGAUCAUUACAUGAUAUUACAUACUGGGAUUAUGACAAAAUGACGAUAACCCAAAGGUAACUCCCAGAUGAGAAUGUUUACUGUCCUGUUCCGUCCAAGAGAAGAUAAGCUCUGACAGAGACUGAAAGAGUCCUCAGAAGAGGAACAGGUUGGCCGGCUCUUUUGAAUUCAGCAGCUGGAUGUAAAUACUGGAUUUUAAUGAAUGUCCAGUAUUCAAAGACUCAAGAAAUACAUAUAUUAUGUGUCAAUUUUCUAAGGAUUCAAAUACGUAUCAGAGGACUGAAGAAAUAUAUAUAUAUAAGGACACGAGAAAUAUCUGGACUCAAGAAGAUAUUCUGACUACACAAGAGUGUGUCCUUUAGAUGUGUCUGAACAGUGGAUCAGUCCGAGCUUCUCUACACACACGUGAUCCAGAGAGCGUUUCACCCACGAGGGACGGCUGCGUUCUGACCUGUUUUCUUUGUGACAUACCGUGAGUCGCCGACACAUAAAUAGAGACCCAGAAAAUACCCAGAGUCCCUAGCGUCCCGGCAGAAACAGCAGAGCGAGAAGCAACCACGCACACUCACGCACAAACACACCUGGUUCAUGAGUCGAUACAUUCACGACUUGCUUUGUGUCGUGACGUUUUCCACUUCAUCCUACUCCAGUAUAGGACAGACACCCCCUUAACCCACAAACUCUCCCCUCUGACCUCUAACCCUUGACCUCUGACCCCUGAUCUCUGAACCCUGACAUCUGAACCCUGACUCCUGACUAUGAGCCCUCAGGGGGGUCAGUACCUCAACAAGGCAGCGGUCUUCUCCUCGCUUGGCGCCGCCCGCCUCUCCCAGCUGGCCCUGGGCUGCUCAGUGGUCGCCAUGGUGAGCCACAGUGCGGGCUACAGCGGAGGGUCGUACGGCGUGUUCUGCAUGGCGGUGUGGUGCGCGUGCUUCGGCAUGACGACAGUGGUGUUCUUCCUGGACGCCACCCGUCUCCACGCCUGUCUGCCCGUCUCCUGGGAUAACCUGACGGUGGCAUUCGCCGCCCUGGCGACCCUCAUGUAUGUGACAGCCUCGGUGGUUUACCCAGUCUACUUUGUCAGAGCAGAGUGCCCCUACGGAGGCUGUGAGGUCCGGAACUUCCGCAUCGCCGUCACUGUCUGCUCCAUCGCCGGCUCCCUGGCCUACGGCGCCGAGGUGAUCCUCUCGCGGGCCAAACCAGGCCGGGUCGUGGGCUACAUGGCAACCGUCUCCGGCCUCCUCAAGGUCGUCCAGGGCUUCGUGGCGUGCAUUAUCUUCGGAGCGCUGGCGAACGGGACCGAGUAUUCACGUCACGUAGCGACGAUUUACUGCGUGGUCGUCUACGCCGUCUGCUUCGCCAUGACGACCGUCGUGGUUAUAUUGACCGUGUCCGGUCGCACCGGGUGUCUGAAGUUACCGUUCGACCGGUUUGUUGUUGUUUACACGCUCUUGGCGGUUCUCCUCUACCUCAGCGCCUCCGUCGUCUGGCCCGUGUUCUGCUUCGACAGGAAGUACGGAUCGCCAGAGCGCCCGUCGUCAUGCCCGCGGGGCCGGUGUCCGUGGGAUAGUAAGGUGGUCGUUGCAGUGUUUAGCUUCGUCAACCUGGCGCUGUACGUCGCCGACCUGGUGUACUCACAACGGAUACGUUUCGUAACCCAGCAACCACGGGUGUAGAGCAGAAUGGGACGGAACAGAACAGAAUGGGAUACAACGUUAUUGUACAGCCAGAAGUGAACAUUCACACAAAGACAAUAUGCUUCGUCUUCCCCCACCAACCACUGGUGAGGUGUAGAAUAGGAGGAGGAGUAACCACUGAGUCAGAGAGAAAGGGGCGUCGACUAUUCAUCAAUCCAUCACAUUUUAUUUAUAAAGCCAUUUUUACAUCAGCAGAUGUCACAAAGUGUUUAUACAGAAACUCAGCCUAAAACCCCAAACAGCAAGAUGCAGAUGUAGAAGCACGGUGGCUAGGAAAAACUCCCUAGAAAGGCAGGAACCUAGGAAGAAACCUAGAGAGGAACCAGGCUAUGAGGGGUCAGUCCUCUUCUGGCUGUGCCGGGUGGAGAUUAUAACAGAACAAGGCCAUUAAGGCUUUUGAUUGAGUACAUCACCUACUUGCAUGAAUGUGUCACCCUCUUUUAAUGAUGGGCUUAUAUCUCACAACCAUGUAACCAUUGAGAUAUAAAAUAUUCUUAUUCAGUGUUUAUGCACAUAACAGCCAGCUAACCCUGCUACGACACCCCAUUCGGGUGACACUCAGUGACUGACCCCUCUCACACCACUCUAGAUAUGAUGGGGGAUGGAUGACAUCACUAAACAUGACAUCACUGACUAACACAAUCCCUCUCCUCUCCUUCUGACUAGCCUAACACACCCUACCAGACCACACCAUUGCAAUCUCUAGCUAAAUCCCUAUUAUGCUGCCUCCCCCACCAACUCCCUGCCCCUCGAGCCCAGACUACCACCACUCUAUCUGGGUGGAAGAUUUGAGAGAGUAGCUCUACUUCACCAACCCAUGACACACUCCACUCUCCGUUUCCCCAGUACCAGCCACCCCCUGCCCCUCUACCCCCAGAACCCCCCCUCUCUUCCUGGGGUGUGAGGGGAGAGUGUGGCCUCUGUAGCAGCCAGCUGGUUGGGGCUUCUCUGUCAGCAGAACCAGAAGGAGAGGAACAGCACAGAAUCUGACCAGCUUAUCACACUCUCACUGGGGUCUGCACAUUUACAUUGAGUCCCCCACCCUCUCUCUGUCUCUCUCUCUGUCUCUCUCUCUGUCUCUUACUGUCUCUCUCUCUCUCUCUCUCUCUCUCUCUCUCUCUCUCUCUCUUUCUCUCUCUCUCUGUCUCUCUGCCCCC
Messenger RNA from Oncorhynchus mykiss (rainbow trout), 3042 nucleotides. Its product is annotated as myeloid-associated differentiation marker-like protein 2. Gene Ontology annotation, cellular component: membrane. The record is from RefSeq and is a predicted model, not a curated record. Lineage: Eukaryota; Metazoa; Chordata; Actinopteri; Salmoniformes; Salmonidae.